Messenger RNA from Polyodon spathula (Mississippi paddlefish), 3731 nucleotides. RefSeq names its product vacuolar protein sorting-associated protein 33B-like. Gene Ontology annotation, biological process: vesicle-mediated transport; intracellular protein transport. NCBI's taxonomy places the organism in Eukaryota, Metazoa, Chordata, Actinopteri, Acipenseriformes, Polyodontidae. Bases 148 to 2007 code for a protein of 619 amino acids. The transcript is spliced from 24 exons. Gene Ontology annotation, cellular component: CORVET complex; lysosome. The record is from RefSeq and is a predicted model, not a curated record.
GGGUCCGUGCUACAGAGUGUACAGGAACGUUGCUUCCGCAAGAAGGGAGAGCUGGCAGGUAGGCGGAGUCAUGGACUGGGGUUACAGAGGGUUCUCUUCUUAAGAUUUGUACUUUGAGACCUCUUGUGCCUGGCGAGGUGGAGCUGCAUGGUCCCGAUGGCUCUGAACAGCAGACGGGACGCCCCCGAACCGCCUGACUUCUCACACCUCAAGAGGCUGGCACGGGAUCAGCUGAUUUACCUGCUGGAACAGUUACCUGGGAAGAAGGACCUAUUUAUUGAAGCAGAUUUGAUGAGCCCCCUGGAUCGGAUCGCCAAUGUCUCCACCCUGAAGCAACAUGAAGUGGAUAAACUGUACAAACUGGAGAACAAGCCUAUUGUUAGCACCUGUGACCAGCUGUGCUUUCUGAUCCGGCCCAGGAUACACAGUGUGAAAUGGAUUGCCGAUAUUGUAAACACAGACAAAGCAGCUGGGAGAUUUAGAAGAUACAAGAUCAUCUUUAGCCCACAGAAGUUCUAUGCCUGUGAGACGAUUCUGGAGGAGCAGGGGAUCUAUGGAGAUGUGAGCUGUGACGAGUGGGAGUUUUAUCUCUUGCCACUGGAUGAUGACCUCAUCAGUCUAGAGUUGCCCGAGUUCUUCAGAGACUACUUUCUGGAGGGGGACCAGCGCUGGGUGUCCACAGCAGGGAAAGCCCUGCACCUCCUGCACUCAGUUUACGGGCCCUUCUCAAAGGUCUAUGGGAUCGGCAGGUGUGCCAAGAUGACCUAUGAGACGUGGCGGGAGUUUGUGGAGGAUGGGGAGCAGAGACCCCGGCAGCCGGAGGUUGGGAAUGUCUUCCUCAUUGAUAGAGAUGUGGAUUUUGUGACUUCGCUGUGCUCCCAGGUUGUAUAUGAAGGACUCGUCGAUGAUAUUUUCAGGAUUAAGUGUGGAUGCGUUGAGUUUGGUCCUGAGGUCACUUCUUCUGACAAGAGUUUGAAAGUCAUGCUGAACUCCAGUGAUAAGGUCUUCAGUGAGAUCCGGAAUGAACAUUUCUCCAACGUCUUUGGGUUCCUGAGUCAGAAAGCCAAAAGCCUGCAGACCGCCUACGAUAAGCGCCGUGGAAUGGAUAUCCAGCAGAUGAAGAUGUUUGUCUCUCAGGAGUUGAAAGGGUUAAAACAGGAUCACCGUCUGCUGAGUCUGCAUAUCAGUGCCUGCGAGUCCAUCAUGAAGAAAAAAACCAAGCAGGACUUUCAGGAGCUGUUGAAAACUGAACACUGUCUGCUGGAAGGGUUCAAUAUCCGAGAGAGCAUCAGCUACAUAGAGGAGCACAUCAACCGACAGGUUUCUCUGACCGAGAGCCUGCGGCUGCUGUGCCUUCUGUCCCUCACAGAGAAUGGUUUAAUUCCUAAAGAUUAUCGAAGCCUGAAAGCUCAGUACCUGCAGAGCUAUGGCACAGAGCACCUCCUCACCUUUGCAAACCUGCGAAAGUUGGGCCUGUUGGUGGAGCAGCAGCCUGGAGACACCAUCACUGCCAUGGAGAACAAAGUGGGCAAACUCGUCACCGACAAGGCUGUAGGGAAGCUGACAGAUGCCUUUAACUCUUUGGCGAAGAAAAGCAAUUUCCGAGCACUGAGCAAGAAGUUGGCUCUGAUCCCCGAGGUGGACGGAGAGUACGACCUGUGCACCCCGCGAGACAUGGCCUACAUCUUCAGCGGUGCCUACGUGCCUCUAAGCUGUAAGCUGGUGGAGCAGGUUCUUGAUCGCGGAUGGACUGGACUCGAAGAGGUGACUCGCCUGCUCAAUGGGAAUGAGUUUGCAGUCACAGCAGGUGGCAGUGGUGGCGAGAUUAAAACCAAGCACGAUUCCCAGCGGAUCGUCUUCGUCAUGUUCCUGGGCGGCUGCACCUUCUCUGAAAUUUCAGCCCUGAGAUUCCUGGGGAGAGAGAGAGGUUACAAAUUCAUCAUCGUGACAACAGCCAUCACCAAUAGUGCCAGGCUGCUGGAGUCCGUGCUGGACAGUCGGGUGUGACCCUGGGAGUUGUUUCCUGGGACAGGGUUGAUGUAAUAUGGUCCCUUCCUACUGAAUGUGAAAAGGGGGUUCAUGACCUGGCUGCAGGAGUGAACACCAGGAUGGAAGUCUGUAUUGUGCUGAACUGUACAGAAGGAGGAAAAUAGCCAAUGUGUAUUCCUCUGCUUUGUGACCUUUCUGCCAAAAUCGGACCUAGCUCAAAGUUAUUGUUAGCCAAAUGUGUGACUGUAAAUAUCUCAGCCAGUGGUAAAAGGCUGUCAGCUCACCUGGGUUAGAGAAUCUUGUUUUUGUGCAGAAGUUGCCAGUGCGUGACCUUCUUACUAUGCAAAACACAGUAAUUUAAACUAACUGCUUGUUUCACAGACCCACACUAAUGUUGGUCUACCUUUCAUAAGAUCAGGUAAGAUUUCCACAUACUGUUAACAGACGGGUUUGCCAGUGCCGAAUCCACCUGGGACUGUUCCCAUCAAAAACAAGAAUCUUGAGCUGACGGAACAGUUCUGUUUAAUGAGGCUAUCCGAUAUUCUCUUAAGCUUAACUGGGAUCUUCACAGAGGGUAAGUGAAUGCACUGUACAGACGACAAACUGAGAACCCGUUCUCUCCAGUGCAACCUUAAAAAGAUGGGCUUACGUUUUCAAAUCCCAUUUUAAAACCGUUUUUUACACAUUUAAAGAUUCUGCUGUUCUAGUUGUUGUCUUGUAAGUUUAUGGUGGAAAUACCUCUGCAGAUGGUUCCUGUAAAACUGUUUGAGUUUAAAACUGUUUGCUAUGCGGUCAUGACUCCUGCAGGAGCAAUCAUCCGACAAAUAAGAAUUGAAGGUCAAGCAAGCACUGUACAGUCACUGCUCUUGAGUCAGUACCUUUGGGCUUUCUACAGGCUCUUUUAUGCCUAUAGACAUUAGUUACCCCAAAAGAUACAUUUAUUGGUGUGGCCAGCCAACUUUCAUGCAGGGAUAAUGAUUUUUUUUUAACCCUGCCUAACUAGCCUCCCAAAAAAUACUAUUUACAACAAUGUGAACACGUUUUUAUCUUAAUGCCCAUUGCCCUGUCACAGACAUGAAAGACAAUGCCUUUAUUUAAUUUGCAUUUUAUUCCCUGAAUUAUAAAAAUCUUUAAGAUAUUAUUUAUAAAUAAACUGCACUAUCAACAAUGCCUGCUGAAACAGGCUGGUUAAACUAUAGAAGCAUAUAGUAAACACAACAAAAAGGGGUUCUAGUUUAGUGUGGAAUUGAAAAUGCUUGUGGGACACUGCACUUUAAGCUAGGAGGGAAAAAAAUUAAGAUUCAGAUGCCACUGGCCUUGUCACCUGCCUCAAGUCCUUUGAGUUUGUUAGGAUCAGUGUCCUUUACAGUAAUACUGUACCCUCAACCCUGUAAAAUGCAGCAUUGAACAACUCAAGAGAAUUGUGAUUCUCAACAAAGUGAAUGAUUCUUCAUUAUGAGUUAUUGGGCCAAAUGCAGUAAUCAUUUGCUUGUUCAUUAUCUGCAUGUUUGUUUUCUAAAUAGCAACAGCAGGAAAACGUGCUUAAUGGUUAGAGAAUUAUUUCAUACUGGUGAAAAUGGAAUUGUCUGCUGAAAAGAUCUGUGUCAAAGGUGUUUCUUGACAGUCACUUAAAACAGUGUACAUUGGACACAUGCAAAUCAUUUUUCAGCAUGCAUUAUUGUUGACAUUCCAAUUUUCCAGAUUAUAUUGAUUUUGUAUUUUAAUAAAACAGGGAAUCCUCA